AUGAGCCGCAGAGCCCCGGGGUCUCGGCUGAGCGGCACCGCCACCUCCUCCUCCUCGUCGUCGUCCGGCGCCAGGCAGCACUAUCACCCGCGGAGCUGGAAUGACUGGCAACCCAGAACUGAUAGUGCAUCAGCUGACCAAGAGAAUUUAAAAUACUCUUCAUCCAGAGACCGGAGUACUUCUUCCUCCUAUGGAUUACAACCCUCAAGUUCAGCAGUGGUGUCUCGACAUAGACAUGAUGAUAUCAGAGGCCCCACUGAUGUACAGAAUGAAGAAAAGGGUGGCUACAGCGUCAAUGGAGGAUCUGGGGAAAAUACUUAUGGUCGGAAGUCGUUGGGGCAAGAGCUGAGACUUAACAAUGUGAACAAUCCUGAUUUUACCAGUGUUCAGCAUGGGAAUCGUGCUUUAGUCGCAAAAGACAUGAGGAAAACACAAGAGCGAUCAUUGUCUUACUCUGAUGAGUCUCGACUGUCAAAUCUUCUUCGGAGGAUUACUCGGGAAGACGACAGAGAUCGAAGACUGGCUACUGUAAAGCAACUGAAAGAAUUCAUUCAGCAACCGGAGAACAAACUGGUGCUAGUUAAACAACUGGAUAAUAUCUUGACUGCCAUACAUGAUGUGCUUAAUGAGAGUAGCAAAUUGCUUCAAGAACUGAGACAGGAGGGCGCUUGCUGUCUUGGUCUGCUUUGUGCUUCUCUGAGCUACGAAGCUGAGAAGAUCUUUAAAUGGAUUUUUAGCAAAUUUAGCUCAUCCACUAAAGAUGAAGUUAAACUUCUUUAUUUGUGUGCAACGUACAAAGCAUUGGAGACUGUGGGAGAGAAGAAAGCCUUUUCAUCUGUAAUGCAACUUGUAAUGACUAGCCUGCAGUCUAUCCUGGAGAAUGUGGAUACACCAGAACUGCUGUGUAAAUGUGUCAAGUGCAUCCUUCUUGUGUCUCGAUGUUACCCUCACAUUUUCAGCACAAACUUUAGGGACACAGUUGACAUCUUGGUUGGGUGGCAUAUUGAUCACACUCAGAAACCUUCUCUGACACAGCAAGUGUCUGGAUGGCUACAGAGCCUGGAGCCUUUUUGGGUAGCUGAUCUCGCAUUUUCUACCACGCUUUUGGGUCAGUUUCUAGAGGAUAUGGAGGCGUAUGCUGAGGACCUCAGCCAUGUGGCAUCCGGAGAAUCAGUUGAUGAAGAUAUACCACCACCUUCCGUUUCGCUGCCCAAACUGGCGGUUCUGUACAGAGUAAUGAGGUGUGUGACUGCCGCAAACCAAGUGUUCUUUUCGGAGGCUGUCUUGACGGCUGCCAAUGAGUGUGUCGGUGUCUUGCUUGGCAGUCUGGAUCCCAGUAUGAACGUACACUGUGACAUGGUCAUUACCUACGGGCUGGAUCAGCUGGAGAAUUGUCAGGCUUGUGGUACUGAUUAUAUCAUCUCGGUGUUGAACUUAUUGAUGCUGAUCGUUGAACAAAUAAAUACAAAACUCCCGUCAUCGUUUAUAGAGAAGCUGUUUAUACCAGAGUCUAAACUGCUUAUGCUCCGCUGCCAUAAGGAAAAAGAGGUUGUUGCAGCAGCACAUGCUGUCUAUCAAGCAGUAUUGAGCCUAAAGAACAUUCCUGUUCUGGAAACAGCCUACAAGCUGAUCCUGGGAGAAAUGGCGUGUGCCUUGAACAGUCUCCUUUGCAGCUUGCAACUUCCAGAAGCUUGUUCCGAAAUUCAGCAUGACGCUUUCAAGAACCAUGUAUUUGAUGUGGCAAAUGCAAAGUUCGUUGUUAUAUUUGACCUUAGUGCUCUAACCACAAUUGGAAAUGCAAAAAACUCAUUGAUUGGUAUGUGGGCUUUGUCUCCAACGGUGUUUGCAUUGCUGAGCAAAAACCUGAUGAUUGUGCACAGCGACAUUGCAGUUCACUUCCCUGCCGUCCAGUACGCUGUAGUCUACACACUCUAUUCACAUUGCACUAGGCACGAGCACUUCAUAUCUAGCAGCCUGAGUUCCUCUUCUCCUUCCUUGUUUGAUGGGGCUGUCAUUAGCACUGUAACUACAGCGACAAAGAAACAUUUUACUAUUAUAUUGAACCUCCUGGGACUUUUGCUUAAGAAGGACAACCUCACACACGAUAUCAGGAAACUGCUAAUCACGUGGGCUUUGGAGGUGGCUGUCCUAAUGAAAAAAUCUGAGACAUAUGCCCCAUUGUUCUCUCUCCCAUCUUUUCACAAGUUCUGCAAAGGACUUCUAGCAAACACCCUUCUAGAAGAUGUAAAUAUUUGUCUUCAGGCAUGUAGCAGCCUCCAUGCUUUGUCACCGUCUCUGCCUGAUGACCUGUUGCAGAGAUGUGUUGACGUAUGUCGUGUCCAGCUCUUUCACAGCAGUGCUCGUAUAAGACAAGCAUUUGGGAAACUGUUAAAAUCUAUUCCUUUGGAUGUAGUAUUAAGUAACAACCAUCACACGGAAAUACAAGAAAUCUCUUUGGCGAUUCGAAGUCACAUGAGCAAAGCUCCAAGCAACACGUUCCACCCGCAGGACUUUUCUGAUAUCAUUAGCUUCAUCUUGUAUGGAAGCUCUCACAGAACAGGGAAAGAGAGCUGGUUAGAAAGAUUAUUUUACAGUUGCCAAAGGUUGGAUAAACGUGAGCAAUCAAGUAUUCCACGCAAUUUACUGAAAACAGAAGCUGUUCUUUGGCAAUGGGCUAUCUGGGAAGCAGCACAAUUUACCGUUCUUUCAAAACUGAGAACACCCCUCGGCAGGGCUCAGGACACGUUCCAGACAAUUGAAGGCAUCAUUAGAAGUCUUGCGGCCCAUACUUUAAACCCUGACCAAGAUGUCAGCCAGUGGACCACAGCCGACAACGAUGAAGGCCACAGCAGCAACCAGCUGAGGCUUGUCUUGCUUCUGCAGUACUUGGAGAACUUGGAGAAAUUGAUGUACAAUGCUUACGAAGGAUGCGCUAAUGCGCUGACCUCUCCGCCCAAGGUUAUCAGAACAUUUUUCUACACUAACCGUCAGACCUGCCAAGAUUGGUUAACACGAAUUCGACUUUCUAUCAUGCGGGUUGGAUUGUUGGCGGGGCAGCCAGCUGUGACUGUCAGGCAUGGUUUCGAUUUACUGACAGAAAUGAAGACCAAUAAUAUUUCGCAGGGAAGCGAAUUGGAAGUGACAAUCAUGAUGGUGGUAGAAGCGCUCUGUGAACUCCAUUGCCCUGAAGCCAUCCAAGGAAUUGCUGUCUGGUCGUCUUCCAUCGUUGGCAGGAGCCUCGCCUGGAUCAAUUCUGUAGCUCUGCAAGCAGAAGGACGAUUUGAAAAAGCUGCUGUUGAAUACCAGGAACAUCUUUGUGCCAUGACUGGAGUGGAUUGCUGCGUUACAGGUUUUGAUAAAUCUGUUCUGAAGUUGGCCAAUUCAAACAGCGGUAAUAAUGCUAGCCCCAAACACUCUCUGAAUGGGGAUUUGCGGAAAACAGUACUGGCUAAGCCAAGUGACUCUUCUCCUGAAGUUAUCAACUAUCUGGGCAACAAAGCCUGCGAGUGCUACAUUUCCAUUGCUGACUGGUGCGCGGUGCAAGAAUGGCAGAAUGCCGUCCAUGACCUGAAGAAAAACACAAGCGGUGCCUCGGUCAAUUUAAAAGCAGAUUUCAACUACAUCAAAUCUCUAAGCAGUUUUGGUGCUGGAGAGCUUACGGAAUGUACAGAACAGCUGGAAUUACUUCCAGGGGAAGAUAUCAACCUGCUUAUUGGAGGAUCCAAGGAAAAAAUAGAUAUGAAGAAGCUUCUUCCUAACAUGCUGUCUCCUGAUCCAAGAGAACUCCAGAAAGCUCUUGAAGUUCAGUUAUUGAGAAGCUCAGUGUGUCUUGCAACAGCGAUAAGCCACUUGGACCAGGAACAGAAGUGGCAGCCCAUUACUGAAAAUCUUGUCAAGUACCUGAAACAAACGUCACGAAUUGCCAUUGGGCCUUUAAAGCUUGCCACCUUGACAGUGUCCCAGUCUUUGCCAGUACUGAGUACUUUGCAGCUGUACUGUUCGUCUGCCUUGGAAAAUACAGUAUCAAAUCGGCUUUCAUCAGAGGAUUGUCUCAUUCCUCUCUUCAGUGAAGCAUUGCGUUCAUGCAAGCAGCACGAUGUAAGACCUUGGAUGCACGCCCUCAGAUAUACAAUGUACCAGAAUCAGUUGCUGGUGAAACUAAAAGAGCAAGCUGUUCCACUACGAAGCCAUUUAAUGGAGCUGGGUCUGACUGCUGCAAAAUUUGCUCGAAAGCGUGGCAAUGUGGCGCUGGCAACCCGGUUGCUUGCUCAGUGCAGUGAAGUUCAGCUUGGAAAAACCACUACAGCCCAAGACUUAGUUCAGCACUUUAAAAAACUCUCUGCGCCCAUUCAGAUGGAUGAAAAAUGGGGCCCUGAGCUUGAAAUCGAAAAAACAAAACUGUUGUAUACAGCUGGUCAGUCAACCCAUGCCAUGGAGAUGCUAAGCUCCUGUGCCAUCUGCUUCUGCAAGUCUGCCAAGGCGGAAUACGCUGUUGCAAAGUCCAUCCUUACACUUGCCAAGUGGAUCCAAGCUGAAUGGAAAGAGAUUUCGGGGCAGCUGAAGCAGGUCUACAGAGCACGGCAGCAGCAGAACCUUGCUGGCCUUUCUACCUUAUCCAAAAACAUCUAUGCGUUGAUUGAUCUGCCAUCUGUUAAUAUAAUCGAAGAGGACUAUCCCAGGAUUGAAAGUGAAUCCACAGUGAACAUCGGUGUUGGAGAACCAGACUUCAUUUUGGGGCAGCUCUACCGUCUUUCUUCAGCACAAGCACCUGAAGUUGCUAAAUCCUGGGCAGCACUUGCCAGUUGGGCUUACAGAUGGGGCCGAAAGGUAGUUGAUAAUGCCAGCCAGGGAGGUGUCCGCCUUCUACCAAGAGAGAAAUCUGAAGUUCAAAACCUGCUUCCAGAAAACAUUGCAGAAGAAGACAGAGAGAAAAUCUACAGCAUUCUCGGGCAGGCAGUGUGCCGGCCAGCUGGGAUUCAGGAUGAAGAUAUGACCCUUCAGAUCACAGAGAAUGAAGAUAAUGAAGAAGAUGACAUGGUGGAUGUGAUCUGGCGCCAGUUGCUGUCGAGUUGCCCCUGGCUUUCGGACCUUGAUGAGAAUUCAACCGAAGGGCUGAUCAAAGUGUGGAGGAAAGUGGUGGACAGGAUCUUCAGUCUUUAUAAACUCUCAUGCAGUGCCUAUUUUACUUUCCUGAAACUGAAUGCUGGUCAGGUUCUGCUGGACGAAGACGACCCCAGGCUGCAUCUAAGAAACACUGCAGAGCAAAGCACGGAUGAUGUGAUUGUUAUGGCAACCUUGAGGCUGUUACGGCUGCUUGUGAAACAUGCCGGGGAGCUUAGGCAGUAUCUGGAACAUGGGCUUGAAACCACCCCUACAGCCCCAUGGCGAGGUAUUAUCCCUCAGCUCUUCUCACGUCUAAAUCACCCUGAAGUCUACGUUCGGCAGAGUAUUUGUAACCUUCUUUGUCGAGUAGCACAAGAUUCUCCUCAUCUUAUAUUGUACCCUGCAAUUGUGGGCACUAUUUCGCUUAGCAGUGAAUCUCAAGCUUCAGGGAGCAAAUUUCCUUCUGCAAUUCCUACCUUUUUGGGAAACAUCCAAGGCGAGGAAUUACUGGGUGGCGAGUGUGAUGGGGAGGGAAGUCCCCCAGCUUCUCAAGAGAGCAUAAAAGACGAGACGAAAAUGGGCUUAAAUGAAGACCAGGCAAUGAUGCAAGACUGCUACAGUAAAAUUGUUGAGAAGUUGUCGACUGCCAAUCCCACAAUGGUGUUGCAGGUCCAGAUGCUGGUAGCAGAGUUACGCAGAGUCACUGUCCUUUGGGACGAACUUUGGCUGGGAGUCCUGCUGCAACAGCACAUGUUUGUCCUCCGGCGAAUUCAGCAGCUGGAAGACGAGGUGAAGAGAGUCCAGAACAACAACACCCUGCGGAAAGAGGAAAAAAUUGCCAUCAUGCGUGAAAAGCACACGGCCCUAAUGAAGCCCAUUGUAUUUGCUCUGGAGCAUGUGCGGAGCAUCACCGCAGCUCCUGCAGAGACUCCUCACGAGAAGUGGUUUCAGGACAGCUAUGGAGAUGCCAUUGAAAGUGCUCUGGAGAAACUGAAGAACCCAUCGAAUCCUGCUAAGCCUGGGAGUAGCUGGAUCCCUUUUAAAGAGGUCAUGCUCAAUCUUCAGCAGAGAGCCCAGAAGCGGGCCAGUUACAUUCUGCGUCUGGAGGAGAUAAGCCCGUGGCUUGCUGCCAUGACCAGCACUGAAAUUGCUCUCCCUGGAGAGGUGUCUGCCAGAGACACAGUCACCAUUCAUAGUGUGGGGAGCACAAUCACAAUUCUGCCCACAAAAACAAAGCCGAAGAAGCUCCUUUUCCUGGGCUCGGAUGGGAAAAACUACCCAUACCUUUUCAAAGGUCUGGAAGAUUUGCAUCUCGACGAACGAAUCAUGCAGUUUUUAUCAAUUGUUAAUACAAUGUUUGCUACAAUAAAUCGUCAGGAGACACCCCGGUUCCAUGCCAGGCACUACUCAGUUACACCGCUGGGAACAAGAUCAGGCCUGAUCCAGUGGGUUGAUGGAGCCACCCCAUUGUUUGGUCUGUAUAAGAGGUGGCAGCAGAGAGAAGCGGCUUUGCAAGCACAGAAGGCCCAAGAUUCCUACCAGACACCUCAAAAUCCUGGAAUUGUUCCGAGACCCAGUGAACUGUACUACAGUAAAAUAGGGCCAGCUUUGAAGGCAGUUGGACUUAGCCUGGAUGUGUCUCGCCGAGACUGGCCUCUGAAUGUAAUGAAGUCUGUCUUGGAAGAGUUAAUGGAAACCACUCCGCCAAAUCUUCUAGCUAAAGAACUUUGGUCAUCUUGUACUACUGCUGAUGAGUGGUGGAGAGUUACACAGUCUUAUGCAAGGUCCACUGCAGUUAUGUCUAUGGUUGGCUACAUAAUUGGUCUUGGAGACAGACAUCUGGACAAUGUUCUUAUUGAUAUGACUACGGGAGAAGUCGUUCACAUAGAUUAUAAUGUUUGCUUUGAAAAAGGGAAAAGCCUUCGAGUGCCAGAGAAAGUUCCAUUUCGGAUGACACAAAACAUUGAAACAGCCUUUGGCGUGACAGGCGUGGAAGGGGUUUUUAGGCUUUCCUGUGAACAAGUUCUGCACAUUAUGCGGCGUGGCCGAGAGACCCUGUUGACGCUGCUGGAAGCUUUUGUUUAUGACCCACUUGUGGACUGGACUGCGGGAGGGGAAGCUGGAUUUGCUGGAGCCGUGUACGGCGGAGGCGGGCAGCAAGCAGAGAACAAGCAGAGCAAGAGGGAGAUGGAGAGAGACAUCACUCGCAGCCUCUUCUCCUCUAGGGUCGCUGAAAUCAAGGUCAACUGGUUUAAGAACAGAGAUGAAAUGCUGGCUGUCCUUCCAAAGCUGGAUGCCAGUUUAGGAGAAUAUUUGAACCUGCAACAGCAAUUAACGGAGGUUGAAAAACUGCAAGGCAAACUCUCAGAAGAGAUUGACUACCUGGAGGGGGCAGAAGGGGUGGAUCAUCCAUCUCACACUCUGCAGCACAGGUAUUCUGAACAUACGCAGCUGCAGUCUCAGCAAAGAGCGGUGCAAGAAGCAAUCCAGGUGAAGCUGAAUGAAUUUGAACAGUGGAUGUCUCAUUACCAAGCUGCUUUCAACAACCUGGAAGCAACACAACUUGCAAGUCUGCUCCAGGAAAUCAGUACCCAAAUGGACCUUGGUCCACCGAGCUAUGUGCCAGCAACUGCCUUCCUCCAGAAUGCUGGCCAGGCGCACUUGAUCAGUCAGUGUGAGCAGUUAGAAGGAGAGGUUGGUGCUUUACUUCAGCAGAGGCGAUCUGUUCUGCGUGGAUGUCUCGAACAGCUGCACAACUAUGCGACUGUAGCUCUCCAGUACCCCAAAACAGUGUUUCAGAAGCACCGUGUUGAGCAGUGGAAGACCUGGAUGGAAGAACUCAUUAUUAACAUGACCAUUGAACGCUGUCAGGAUCUUUAUAGGAAGUAUGAGAUUCAGUAUGCUCCUCAGCCCCCACCGGCUGUCUGUCAGUUUAUAACUACGACCGAAAUGACUUUACAGAGGUACGCAGCUGAUAUAAACACCAGGCUCAUCAGACAGGUGGAGCGCUUGAAGCAGGAAGCGGUCACAGUCCCUGUUUGUGAAGAACAGUUGAAAGAAAUCGAGCGCUGUAUUAAGGUCUUCCUCCAUGAAAACGGUGAAGAAGGAUCUCUGAGCUUAGCGAGCGUGAUCAUUUCUGCUCUGUGCACUCUUACCAGGCGUAAUCUAAUGAUGGAAGGUGCUGCAUCGAGUGCGGGAGAACAGCUGGUAGACCUGACUUCCAGGGACGGGGCCUGGUUCCUGGAGGAGCUGUGCAGCAUGAGUGGGAACGUGACGUGCCUUGUGCAGUUGCUGAAGCAGUGCCAUCUGGUCCCCCAGGAUUUAGAUAUCCCUAACCCUAUAGAAGCAUCAGAAGCUAUUCACCUCGCAAAUGGAGUUUACAUCUCACUUCAGGAAUUAAAUUCCAAUUUCCGGCAGAUCAUUUUCCCAGAAGCUCUUAGGUGCUUAAUGAAGGGAGAAUAUACUUUAGAAAGCAUGCUGAACGAACUAGACAGCCUUAUUGAGCAAAUAACUGACGUUCCUUUGCAAACGCUGGUGGAGUCUCUUCAGGCUUACUUAAGAAAUGCAGCCAUGGGGCUUGAAGAAGAAACACAUAGUCAUUACAUUGAUGUUGCAAGGAUGCUUCAUGCCCAGUAUGGUGAACUGAUUCAGCCAAGAAAUGGCUCAGUGGAUGAAACACCCAAAAUGUCAGCUGGUCAAAUGCUGUUGGUAGCCUUUGAUGGAAUGUUUGCCCAAGUGGAAACGGCAUUUGGUUUGUUGGUUGAAAAGCUCAAUAAGAUGGAGAUACCCGUGGCAUGGCGCAAGAUCGACAUCAUCAGGGAAGCCCGCAGUACCCAAGCGAACUUUUUUGAUGAUGACAACAAUCGACAAGUUUUGGAAGAGAUCUUCUUUUUGAAACGAUUGCAGACAAUUAAAGAAUUUUUCAGGCUUUGUGGUACUUUUUCUAAAACACUUUCAGGUAUAAGUUCUAUCGAAGAACAGAACACCGUGAAUGGACCAGUGCAGAUGGUCAACGUGAAAGCCUUGUACCGGAAUUCCUGCUUUAGCGAGGACCAAAUGGCCAAACCAAUCAAAGCCUUCACAGCUGACUUUGUGCGACAGCUUUUAAUCGGUCUCCCAAACCAAGCCCUGGGGCUCACUCUGUGCAGUUUCAUCAGCGCUUUGGGCGUGGACAUUAUCGCUCAAGUUGAGGCCAAGGAUUUUGGGGCUGAGAGCAAAGUGUCAGUGGAUGAUCUGUGUAAGAAAGCGGUGGAGCACAAUAUCCAGGCUGGCCGGUUUUCACAGCUGGUCAUGAACAGAGCAACGGUGCUGGCCAGCUCCUAUGACACUGCCUGGAAGAAGCACGACCUGGUCCGGAGACUUGAAACCAGUAUUUCUUCUUGCAAGACCAGCCUUCAGAGGGUGCAGUUGCAUAUUGCCAUGUUCCAGUGGCAGCAUGAAGAUCUCCUCAUCAGUCGCCCCCAAGCCAUGACAGUUACGCCUCCACCUCGUUCUGCAAUUUUAGCAAAUAUGAAAAAGAAACUUCACACUCUUGGCCAGAUUGAAGCUUCAAUUGCAGCCGUUCAGGAAAAGCUGGCAGCCCUCGAAGCCAGUAUCGAGCAGCGUUUAAAAUGGGCUGGUGGCGCCAACCCAGCACUAGCACCAGUCCUCCAAGAUUUUGAUGCCACGAUAGCGGAAAGAAGAAACCUCGUCCUUAAGGAAAGUCAAAGAGCCAACCAGGUUACUUUCCUCUGUAGCAACAUCAUUCAUUUCGAAAGCUUGCGUACCAGAACGGCAGAAGCCUUAAACUUAGAUGCUGCCUUGUUUGAACUUGUGAAACGUUGCCAACAAAUGUGUUCGUUUGCAUCGCAGUUUAACAGCUCAGUGUCAGAACUGGAGCUUUGUUUACUUCACAGAGUGGGCACCAACCUCGAGCAUCCCAUCGGUAGCUCUGAAUGGCUUCUCUUGGCUCAUAAGCAGUUAACACAGGACAUGGCUACCCAGAGAACUGUGCAGACUGAGAGAGAGCAGCAGAUAGAAACUGCGUGUGAAACAAUUCAGAACCUGGUCGAUAGUAUUAAAACUGUGCUCACUGGCCACAACAGACAACUUGGAGAUGUCAAACAUCUGCUUAAAGCCAUGGCAAAGGAUGAAGAAGCAGCUCUGGCUGAUGGAGAAGAUGUUCCUUAUGAGAACAGUGUUAGGCAGUUCUUGGGUGAAUAUAAACUAUGGCAAGACAAUAUUCAGACAGUUCUGUUCACGUUAGUUCAGGCUAUGGGCCAGGUUCGCAGCCAGGAACAUAUUGAAAUGCUGCAGGAAAUCACUCCCACCCUGAAAGAGCUGAGAACACAGAGUCAAAGUGUCUACAAUAAUCUAGUGAGUUUUGCAUCGCCCUUAGUCACAGAUACACCAAACGAAUGCUCAAGUCCAACAUCUGCUGCUACUUGUCAACCAACAUUUGCUGCAGCGGUUCGUAGCAAUACGGGGCAGAAAACUCAGCCAGAGGUCAUGUCACAGAACACAAGAAAGCUAGUUCAGAAAACUCUUGCGCCGUCAGCAGACACUCCUCCAGGCACAAUCGCAGGAACUGCUAAGAGUGUUGUGUCUAGUCCUAAAAAGGCCAUCAGGGAUCCUAAAACAGGAAAAGCUGUGCAAGAACGGAAUUCGUAUGCAGUAAGUGUGUGGAAACGUGUCAAAGCCAAGUUAGAGGGUCGGGAUUUGGAUCCCAACAGGAGAAUGUCUGUUGCUGAACAGGUUGACUAUGUGAUUAAGGAAGCAACUAAUCUAGAUAACUUGGCUCAGCUGUAUGAAGGUUGGACAGCCUGGGUAUGAACAGGAAGAUAGCAGGUCGGUCUGGUUCAGCGAGGUCAGACAUCCAGCAGAAUCAACUCAGCCUCAGGCAUCCAUAGCAGCACCACAGUCGGCUGGUGAUGCAUUUCUGGGGCUUAAUGUGAGGAAACCUAGGCAAUCUCGGUGCACUGGGAAAGUGAGUCCUGCAGAGUAGCUGCACCUCAGGGAUACGCUAAACAAAAUGGCCUGGAACCCCCCCAGGGUCAAGGGUGAAAGUUCACCGCCUGAACAACACGGCUGUCUUUCUGCUACAGAAGAACUGCAAAUCGUGUCGCGUUGGGGGGAAAUAGCUGCAGAAAGAAAUUGGGAAUGCUACAGACCGCAGAGUGAUUUGGAACCCAGUUCCACCUGAACCUGUGAACAAUCCAGGAAAUACCGAACCCGAAACAGGAAAAAAAGGGGGCCGUGAAGAAAUCACAGCACAGGAAGAAUUAAGAGAUUCAGAUUCUUGAGUUACUCUUGUUGCUCGGCAACGGUGCUGGUUGAGUUGACCAGGUAGUACAAAAAAGAAGGGGAAAAAAGCUACAUGAUAUGAACUUCAGAAAUGGACUGAAAUACAAAGAGCUGAUACAAAGAGCUGUACAUCAGCUAUAUAAGUAUAUUGGAAGAACCUCUAAGAAGAAGAGAGCCUUUGUGUCUUUUUUUUCCUUUUAGUUCUUUCCCACUUCUGGUUUAUUCUUGUAGUUUAGGUGUAUUUCCAGAACCGAUUUUAUUUCAAUCCUUGUAUUUCACUGUUCAGGCGAAUUAACCUUUUUUGGGAUGGGUGGGUGGAGGGAGGCAAGUCAGUUUUCCAAAAAGCACAGAAAAUGCUGAUUACUAAGUGAUUUAUCUUUUUUGAGUGAUCAAAUGCAAACUGUUGGGGUAUUUUAUUUUAAGGUCGUUUUUGUGAUUUUAUCAUGUACAGUUUCCCCAAAUUCACUGUGCAUUUCAAAGUUAAUCUACCAGGCAUUUGAUUUCAUGUGAAACGUCCUUCUGCUUGCAGUAUACACUCCUUUGUAAUUCAGACCUUUCUUUCCAAAGCUCAUUCUCCUGUGAUUGCUGUAGUUUCUUUUGUAAACAUAGCAAAUCCAAUGUAACCUUUACCUUUUGAAAAAAAGAGAAACCAGGAUAGAGUUUCCAAGUAGAGUUUUACAUUGUUGCUGAAACAAAAUCAAUAAAGUGAAGUUCUAGAGGAGGUAGUUUUAUGCUGUUUAAUUCACUUCAGAUUUUGGUUUACACUUGUAAAUGUACCUUUUCAGUUCAAUCUGGGUUUUUUUAAAGAGAAUGCAUAAAGCUAAGAAAGGACUGUCUUUUUCUUUUCCCAUGCUCUGGUGAAAUAGUAUCUGUGUGGUUAUUUUUUUUCAUAUGAUUCCCAUUAGGUAGUGCUUACUUACCCAUUCAUAGUGAAUUACUCAAUGUCGUUUCCUAAAUCUACCUUGCACUUUUGAACUGUGGGUGUGAAAGAGAAGUUGCUGUUUGAAUGGCACUUUAAACCAGUCUUCAGUGUUUCACCUGCCUGCUUUAAAAAAACAAACAGUAAUUUACGAGCUUGUACUGGAUUUGCCCUAGGAUAGUACAGCUUGUUCCUGAAAGAACCUUUUGCCAUAAUUUUCACUUGUUGGAGGUGGUGUUAGGGUAGAUGCCGCUUGAUUGUGAAGUCGAAGGUCAAAUUUGUGGGGCUGGCAGCAGCCCACCUCCAGCUCAUUUGCUGUGAAAGUCACUGGAUGUGGACAAUAUCAGGACUCACAUCAUUUCCUAUUAAUCUCUUUUGCAAUUAAAAAAAAUGCUCAAAUAGCUAUUAAAGUAAUUUCCAGUAAUGCAGCCUAUUUACCUGAGACAGCCUUUGCUCAGAAGAAUGGCAAUCGAAUACAUAAUGACCUAGCAAAAGGAACCAGAAAGAAAUUCCAGUGUUUAGAACACAGAAGGAGCCAUUUUGCUUUCUUGAGAUAUCUUAUGCAGAGGAGACUUGAUAACUGUUAAUCAUCUUCCAUGUAGCUAUGCCACGCUCUCCUUUCUGUUACCCAGCUUAGAUGCAUUACGUACCCCAUGUACAGAAAUGUACUAAAGCUUGUGAGUUUUAAUACCAGGGCUCUUGAGCCUUUGCCAUGUAUUUCAAGAGAGGGAGACGCUUCUUGGGUCCCCCCCUUUUUUUUUUAGUAAAAAUUGAGCUAAGGCAAAAUUCACAGUUUAGUGCACUUUGGGUUUUGCGUGUCCCCCCCCCCCCCCGGUAUGAACCAUCAUUAACAAGCAUUCUGUAUCAGUAUGAUUGGAAUAAGAUUGUUCCAUGUUUCUGUUUCUUGGAAGCUGGGAUGAGGGCAGGCUACUACACCUGUGAUUAAUGUAUUAUUAUAAUAUCACUUCUCUCCAGAAAUAAAAUGUGUAUGGAGGUUGGGGGUCUUUACUGCAUAAUGUAAUAAAGCUUAAAAUUCAACUUGUA
Gekko japonicus is the source of this 13348-nucleotide messenger RNA. RefSeq names its product SMG1 phosphatidylinositol 3-kinase-related kinase (gene SMG1). The transcript has 63 exons. Gene Ontology annotation, cellular component: nucleus. Gene Ontology annotation, molecular function: protein binding; protein serine/threonine kinase activity. Gene Ontology annotation, biological process: nuclear-transcribed mRNA catabolic process, nonsense-mediated decay; phosphorylation. The coding region runs from base 1 to 10914 and encodes 3637 amino acids. The record is from RefSeq and is a predicted model, not a curated record. NCBI's taxonomy places the organism in Eukaryota, Metazoa, Chordata, Lepidosauria, Squamata, Gekkonidae.